GCAUCAGAGAGUGAAAAAAAUGAUCAAAAACGUCCGCAAUUUGGUAACCGAACACUAAAAGAAGAUGACAAUGUAUUUCAACAUAAUGCGUGGUAUGAUUCCAUAUAAUCUGACUAAUUAUCUCGUAAAUUAUAAAAGUUUAUUAAGCGCACGUUGUUUUAAAUCCUGGUUACGUUUUUGUCACACGCUUCACAGAAAAAAACCACCAGGAGGUUUACGUUAUUUAAUUGAUCAAUCGAGAGUUUUUGAAUUUAAUGCCUGGGACAACGUUGAGUGGGAUGACGAUCAACAAAAAUUGGCCCAAGAAAAAGUAUCAGAAAAUUCAGUAGUCACUGCGUCAGAAGAGGAGCUCGAGUUGUAUGAAAAAAAGGCGAGUAACAAUUGGAAUAAAUUUUAUGGGAUUCAUCAGAACAGAUUUUUCAAAGACAGACAUUGGCUGUUUACUGAAUUUCCUGAGUUAGCUCCGUACAAAGUCAAAGACGACUUGAACGUACCUGAGAAAGUUUCAUCAGACACUAAGGAAGAUAACAAUAAGAAUAAAGAAUUUGAAGAAAAUUCAAUUACUGAUCAACGAAUAUUAGAAAUUGGCUGUGGAGUUGGGAAUACAAUUUUUCCUAUUCUUGCUUAUAAUUCAAAUCCAAAUUUAUUUUUGUAUGGCUGUGACUUUUCUUCUGUCGCUGUUGACAUUCUGAAGUCACACAAAGAUUAUGAUGAGUCACGGUGCAAAGCAUUUGUAUUAGAUAUUACUCAAGAUGACUGGGAAACGCCUUUUGAACCCAAUAGUUUAGACAUUGUCAUGUUGAUAUUCGUCUUAUCAGCAAUAAAACCGGAUAAACAAAUUCAUGUGAUCAAACAAAUCCAUCGUUAUUUGAAACCAGGGGGACUGGUUCUCUUGCGGGACUAUGGCAGAUAUGAUUUGGCUCAGCUAAGAUUUAAAAAAGGGCGAUGUCUUGGCGAUAAUUUUUAUGCGAGAGGUGAUGGUACUCGGGUUUAUUUUUUUACUCAAAAUAAUUUAAAAGAUUUGUUUGAAGGCUGUGGUUUUAAAGAGGAACAAAAUAUCGUUGAUAGAAGAUUGCAAAUUAAUCGCGGUAAGCAACUGAAAAUGUACCGAGUUUGGAUUCAAGGAAAGUAUCGUAAAAUUGUAUAGAAAAUUUAAAUUGUAAAAAAAUCAAUUAUUUUAAACUUGUGUUCAAAAAUUUUGAAUGGUAAAUUGAAAUGUUUUUUUUUUAUUAGCGGUAAUGAAAUAUUAUAAAAUUGACUAUUGUAAUUUUAUCAAUUGGAUUAGUAAUUAGAUUGUUUUGAUGAGAUACUGAUUUUAAUUUUAUCUUGGUAUUGAAAUUAUUUUACACUGUAAAAAAUCAGGAGAGAAUUCGGAGUAAUUACAGAUUUUAUUUUAAUUCGAAUUAACUCCGAGACUCGAAGUUCUGGAGUUUUAGAAAAAAAUCACUUCGAAUACGGAGUUUGUUUUUCCAACGAACAGAUUUCAGGGUUAAUUUUACUGGGAACCAGAGUUUUGAUAUUAAAAUAAACUCUUCUUCGGAAUAAAUUUUACUCCGGAGGAUUAAAAAACUAAACAUCCAUCCGCUCCGCAUUCACUCCGUAAUUAAUACCUGUCACUCUGCAAAUUUUUUACAAUGUACAAAUACUUAAAUGUAUUUUAAUCUUUUUUUUUAAUAACAAUUUAAAUUUGUAUUUUAAAUUUUGUUAUAAAAUAAAAAUAUUAAUGAUAAAUA
Microplitis demolitor is the source of this 1733-nucleotide messenger RNA. It is a transcript of the gene Mettl2, whose product is annotated as tRNA N(3)-methylcytidine methyltransferase METTL2. The transcript has 3 exons. The record is from RefSeq and is a predicted model, not a curated record. NCBI's taxonomy places the organism in Eukaryota, Metazoa, Arthropoda, Insecta, Hymenoptera, Braconidae. The coding region runs from base 65 to 1147 and encodes 360 amino acids. Gene Ontology annotation, molecular function: tRNA (cytidine-N3)-methyltransferase activity.